Molecule: messenger RNA, 1692 nt
Organism: Lodderomyces margitis
Lineage: Eukaryota; Fungi; Ascomycota; Pichiomycetes; Serinales; Debaryomycetaceae
Product: ubiquitin-protein ligase
Exons: 1
Coding region: 1-1692 (563 amino acids)
Biological process (GO): proteasome-mediated ubiquitin-dependent protein catabolic process
Cellular component (GO): nucleus; GID complex; cytoplasm
Molecular function (GO): ubiquitin-protein transferase activity
Source: RefSeq, a predicted model, not a curated record
AUGACAACUGCUCUAUUAAAUACACUAACCCUGGAGGUGAAUCAGUUUAUUACUAGUGGCCAAGAAAGCUUAGACGCUUUACUUGACGACUCGAAUAGUUUCUUACAACUGUUGAAAGAAUUGGAAUCCGAUUUGGAAAAAGAAUUAAAUGUGGAGCAAGGAGAGCCACAGGCGCAAAAUGGCGACACCCACGACACCACCACCAACAAACAAGUCAGUGGGUUACUGAAGCAAAUGGAUAGUUGGUACAAAUCAUCGAUAAAUCGACUCAAGACUUACAAUACUUCCAACAACAGGUUUCUGAAGAAUGUUCUCAAUAGUAGCAAAUUUGGUGUCAACUUAGAUGAUGCCUACAUAUACCCCUUGAAUAUGGAUACCUACCCAGUGGGCGACUUCGAUCUUGACAAAGCAUUGAAUGAAAUAAAUAUAGCACCGCAUAACCGGAUCCCCUUGGAUCUUAAGAACAAGAGCGUCAGGCGAGAGAAUCGACAAGAAUUGACCAAAGCAAUAAUCCUACAUUUGUUGAAGAUUGGCCAGAGCAAUAUUGUACCUACCAUGGUAGAGCAAUUGCUAAACGACCCUACAAUAUCGAUAGACCUGGAGUUAGCAGAGAGGUUUAAGUUGCUCAAUCUGAUUGUUGAUGACAUCUGUAUCAGCCAUGACUUGACUGAUGCCUUAGGCUGGUUCGAAACCAAAUUCAACGAGCGAGCCGUUGGAAAGGUACCACCUAUUGAAAGAAGUGAUACCUUAAGCGAAGUUGAGUUCAAGUUCCAUAUGCUCCAAUUUAUCAUUUUAUUGAAUGGAAAGGAGCGGAAAUUUACUGCUAACGAUGCGUUGGAAGCAUAUUUUUACUCAAGAGAGCACUUUAGUAAGUUCUUAAAGGACUACCUAAAUGAGUUAGCACCAUUGAUGUCGUUGAUUCUUUUUAAUUCAGAUUCGGGAAUUGAAAACUUUUCACGACAGAAACACAAGGAGGUUGCUAUAAGUAAUUUUAUUGAAAAGCUAAAGCAAGGUUUUGCGAUUGAGGCAGAAGAAGUUCUUAACAAUGGAAGACAGGGUCAGGCGGAGUUUGUGGCCGAGUUGCUUAACAGUUUUAAUAACAUUCACGAAAAUGAAGAGCUAUUUGCCAAUUUGUCACAUGACUUUGUUGCAGAGUAUUGUAAGGAUUUGAAGUUGUCAAGUGACUCGUCGUUGUUUCAAAGCAUUUUAGCUGGUCAUAUUUACUUGCCCAGUUUUUACAAGUACAACCAAAUUGAGUUAAAGAUGAAACGAUUUAAUGACCGAACCAAAUCCGGUCAAUCUGAGAAGGAUAUAAUUAUGAACAACGUUGCAUCGUUUCAUUUUGAAUUACCGUUUCAGCUACCAGACUCGAACAGGUUUUUGUUUAGAAACCAUCCCAUCUUCAUUUGCCCUGUCACACGAGAGCAAUCCAUACCUCUUUCCGAGACUAUAGAAGAGCCGAUAUCGGUCCAUUAUGAUGACAAGGACCAAGCUGUGACCAGAAAGAGGAAAGUCGCAGUCGACAACCCACUUAAUACACAGGUGGUUGCAUUAAAGUAUUGUAAUCAUUUGGCGUUGAAGGAGAGUGUCUGGCACCUUUCUAAAAAGGGAAUUGAUGUAUUCAAAUGUCCCUAUUGUUACAAGAAACACAAGUUUACAGAUGUGGUAGAUGCAUACUUUAUAGAUUUAUAA